Molecule: messenger RNA, 2873 nt
Organism: Sorex araneus (European shrew)
Lineage: Eukaryota; Metazoa; Chordata; Mammalia; Eulipotyphla; Soricidae
Gene: TNFSF10
Product: TNF superfamily member 10
Exons: 5
Coding region: 46-984 (312 amino acids)
Biological process (GO): immune response
Cellular component (GO): membrane
Molecular function (GO): CD40 receptor binding; tumor necrosis factor receptor binding
Source: RefSeq, a predicted model, not a curated record
UCUUCUGCAUGCUGUUUCAGUUUCGCUUUUUCUUUUACAAAGUAAAUGAAACUCAAGAAGGACCCACCCCUACUCUCCGGAUCCCAGAGCUCAGCCUGCAGCCGGGCUCAGACUGUGGCCGCCAGACUGACCGCGAGGACCAUGGCCGUCAUGCAGAUCUCCGAGGGGCCCAGUCCUGCGCAGACCUGUGUGCUCAUCCUGAUCUUCACGGUGCUCCUGCAGUCCCUCUGCGUGUCCGUGACAUAUGUGUACUUCACCAAUGAGCUGAAACAGUUGAAGGAAAAGUAUUCCCGAAGUAGCAUUGCUUGUUUGCUCAAGGAAGAUGACGGCCUUUGGGAUCCAGAUGAUGGAGAAAGUAUGACCAACCCUUGCUGGCAAGUUAAGUGGCAACUCUAUCAGUUCAUUAAAAAGAUGCUUUUGAAAACCUAUGAGAAAACCUUCACUACAGACCAAGAAAAUCAGCAAAGUAGUCCACGUUUAUUAAGAGAAGGAAGUUCUCAGAGAGUAGCAGCUCAUGUAACUGGGAACAGAUCAACAAACACAGUCACAGCUCCAAGUUCCAAGAAUGGAAAAAUACUUGGUCAGAAAAUAAACUCCUGGGAGUCAUCAAGAAUAGGGCAUUCAUUUAUGAACAAUUUUCACCUAUUGAAUGGAGAAUUGGUUAUCCAUAAAACAGGACUUUAUUACAUCUAUUCCCAGAUAUAUUUUCGAAUUCAGGAAGCUGAGGAAAAGAAUGCAGCAAGAAGCAAACAAUUGGUCCAAUAUAUUUACAAAUACACCAACUAUCCUGAUCCUAUACUGCUGACAAAAAGUGCAAGAACAAGCUGUUGGUCAAAAGAUUCAGAAUAUGGACUCUAUUCCAUUUAUCAAGGUGGAAUAUUUGAGCUUAAGGAAAAUGACAGAAUUUUUAUCUCUGUCACUAACCAGCACUUAAUUGAGAAGAAUCAAGAAGCCAGUUAUUUCGGAGCCUUUUUAAUUGGCUAAAUAAUCUGCUCAAGAAAAAAACAAUUGAACUGUGGAAAUAGCUCCAAGAACAAAAGUGUGUGCUUUCCAUGCAGGAAGCCCAGAUUGAAUCCCUGGCAUCUAUGGUCCCCUGAAUUCCACCAUGAGCCACUCUCCAACCCUCCAACCCACACAACACUGAACUGGAAUGAGUCCCAAGCACCAGGGGGUGUGAUUCCCACGCCCAAACGAAACCAAACAAUGACGGCCAAGAGACCUUUUGCUCUUCAAGUUGAUCACUAUCUCACUGUCAUCCUGUUAUUCAUUGAUUUACUUGAGCGGGCACCAGUAAUGUCUAUUAUACUCAGCCCUGAGAUGUUAGCAGCCUCUCCUUACUUCAAGUUGGUAUAGUGUGAAAAUAUUCUAACAUAUCUGCAAAAGUAAAGGCAGUUUUUAAAUGUCUCUGAAAAAAGACCAAUGCAUUUGAAGAAAGUGAAAUUGUCAAAAAGACAUUUCAGUGCUCCUCCUGAUACCAGCCUGCCAGCAGAAACUUACAAGAUGCUCUCACCGAGCACUGUGCAACAAUGUCAUCUUGGCAAGAUUCCCGAAGGGACAACGAGCCAUCACUUAAACAAGCCAUUUUUAAGUAGUAUAUCAUAUUGGUUGUUUCCAGUUUGUCUCCAAAGGCAGCAGGCCCAAAGCUGAAAGGGCACCACCGAAAGGUGAUAAUCUUGGAGAUGAUCCUCUGUGAGGAUAUUCAAGUUACAAAGGGAAUGUGCAUUGUACAGUGUUGCAGGAGUUAUUGGACUUGGCAGAGUAGUGAAGAUCCACACAUAAUAGUAUUUUAUGAAAAAAAUCAAAACAAAAACAAAUUAACAGUUCUGUUCAGUGAAUAGAAACAUAUUUCUAUUGCUGAAUGAGUUUUUGCUACCGGGACUCAAGUUGUCUGAAAGCGCUGAUGAUGGUUUUGAGGGUGAGCGAUCAGAAAUCAGAGAAUUUGUUCUCAUGUGAGCAGCAGGAGAGAUGGCAAAGUGGAAAUGACAAACAGGUAACUAUAGGAAAUCAUCAAACAAGGAUCCCACUCCACUUCCACACACAUACACAUCUCACCCUCCACCCAAGGUCUGCUUGAAAUUUCCUGGUGUCUUUGCCCCCUCAGUAAUUGGUUUGUGUGUCCUAGCCAUGACCCAGAACAUUUAAUUUUCCGUUUUAAAAAACUAGUUGGUGAAAAGAAUUUGUUGUAGUACAUGUUGAAUUUCCUCUCUUAUCCCUAAACGUGUUUCUAAUUAUACUCUGUGUUUGUUUGCUCAAGUGUUCAUUUGGUCAAAUACAGGUUGUAUUUUUAAAUAACAUUAAAAUGUAAAUUUAUAACAUGACAUAGUUACCUGAUUCUCCAAACUCCUUAUCUUAUUUUCCCCAUACCAGUAAGCAAGUUCUUACAUCCUAAAAAAAAUUGAUUUAUUUGUUAAUCAAUUUUUUUGUGUCUUGUCUCCUCUUACUAGAAUGUCAGCAAAGAAUACUUAAUCCUGUUUGCAUGUGUCUUUCCACUCCUUAGAAAGAAUGUCUGAAGGUCAUGCCACAUGCCCCGUUCCUCCAGCACCCCAGGCUGUGGCUCUGGGGCCCCCAGCACUACCAGGUCAGAGCAGCUCCUCAUUGCUGGGCCCUUGUACUGAGCCAUCAGGCCUGCACAGCCUGGCUGAAAGGAAAAAUACCUAAACACAAAAAUCACACAAAAUUGAUCUGUAAAUGGUUGAUUGAAUAGCUAAUCAAAUGAGGAAAAAAAUCUACAGAAAAAAAAAUCUUUGAAGAAUUUUAAAAACCAAUCUCAUUGUGGAAAAAAGUGGUCUGUAAACCACAAUUUAGAAUAUCAAGGGAAAGAUUGAAAUGGGUGAUGACAUGUCAUCUAGUGACUGAAGAAAAUAUUCAUUUUA